UUAUCAGUCUACAUAAGUCUUAAGAUGAUUAGAGGACUUCUUAUUGUGGGGUACCUGCUGGGCGGCGAAGUGUUCUGUGCAGAACCAGCGUGUAUAAACUAUACACCAAACCGGUUUGAAUACGAGAAAGGUGUUCUCGAGAAACUGAUUUAUCUGGAUAAUUUCAAAACCGAUGCAACUGCAAGGAUUUCUUCUUUGGAAAGGCAAUCCCAAGGUGCAUCAACGCCUUCUCCGCUGACACCACGUAGUUCGUCAACGUACGUUCACUGGGGCAUGAAGACUUGCCCGAAUGUGACAACUACGAUAAUGGUAUAUAGCGGACAAGCAGCCGGUGGAAAUCAUCGACACACAGGCUCUGGUGAAUACAUCUGCUUGCCAAACGACCCUGAGUAUGAAAAUUACAAUAACAUCAAUGAUGAUCCUAGAUCACUGAUGUAUGGGGCUGAGUACGAAACUCACACAAAUCCUCCAGCUUUAGGCAAUCUCUACGAGAAUGACGUACCGUGUUCUGUUUGCCUUGCUCGCGGAAAGACAACCUUGAUGAUACCUGGCCGUACAUCGUGCUACAACGGAUGGACCAAGGAGUACCACGGAUACCUGAUGGGAGAGUACCAUGGGUUUCAAGGCAAAGGAUAUGUCUGCAUGGACAAAAACGCUGAGGCGCUGCCUGCCAGCAAUGCCAAUACGGAUGGCGCUCUGUUCUACUUUGUCGAAGGUCGGUGUGGUACAUUGAAAUGUCCUCCGUAUAUCGAGGGAGCAGAACUAGCCUGUGUCGUUUGUUCAAACUCAACAUAACUGUUAGAAUGUGGAACGCAAUUCAACUAUAUAUAUAUUGAUU
This is a messenger RNA of Dreissena polymorpha, 838 nucleotides long. RefSeq lists its product as uncharacterized. Bases 25 to 795 code for a protein of 256 amino acids. NCBI's taxonomy places the organism in Eukaryota, Metazoa, Mollusca, Bivalvia, Myida, Dreissenidae. The record is from RefSeq and is a predicted model, not a curated record. The transcript is spliced from 3 exons.